Molecule: messenger RNA, 541 nt
Organism: Homalodisca vitripennis (glassy-winged sharpshooter)
Lineage: Eukaryota; Metazoa; Arthropoda; Insecta; Hemiptera; Cicadellidae
Product: STAM-binding protein-like
Exons: 3
Coding region: 143-541 (132 amino acids)
Biological process (GO): protein K63-linked deubiquitination
Cellular component (GO): endosome; membrane
Molecular function (GO): K63-linked deubiquitinase activity
Source: RefSeq, a predicted model, not a curated record
UAUAAUUAGAAUGAAGUGCAAGUGCUAGUGGGAAAUUGGCGUAUAUGACGUAGUAUGUUUGUUUCCUCGUGAGUCAUUGGGAUGUAAAAUAAAUUUAAUAUCAGUUUUAGCAUUGUGGUUGUGUUUUUAUAAAAUACCAUAAAUGUUAAAAACAGAUCAAAAAUUUGCAAUGGACAUUGUUUCGACCCCAGAAGAACGUUUGAAAAGACUACUUACAGAUUAUGCAUCUGUAGAAAUUGACGCAAGUAUACCUCCUAAAUGGUAUUAUCAUUUAGGAUUAGAAAUGGUGAGGAUGGCGAAUGUUUAUCGUGAAGAAGGACAGUUAGAAAAUGCUUACGUUUUAUACAUGAAGUUCAUUGUAUUGUUCCUGGAGAAAACAAAAACUCAUCCAGGUUGGAACACUCUGCCCGAGACUAAUAGAGCUGUUAUCCAACAAAAGUUGAGGGAGGUGUUCCCUAAGGCAGAACAACUCAAAAGUGAGCUGUCUAAAAAGUUUAAGGAAGAAUAUGAACGCUUUUUAAAAGAUGAGGUAUUUCACUAA